AUUUUGCAUGUGAGAUGAGCUUGCUAGUAAAAACAUUACCUGUGCAAAUGGUGCCUCUGGACCUGGGGCAGUCUGGACCAGUAUAAAAACACAUCCAACAGCAGGCUGCCUCAUCCACUUCUCUUGCCUUCUCCUCCUUGGUGAACAAGGUGCGCCUCCAUCCCGCAGCCAUGUCCUGCUACGAUCUGUGCCGUCCCUGUGGCCCAACCCCGCUUGCCAACAGCUGCAACGAGCCCUGUGUCCGGCAGUGCCAGGACUCCCGUGUGGUGAUCCAGCCCUCUCCCGUGGUGGUGACCCUGCCCGGCCCCAUCCUCAGCUCCUUCCCCCAGAACACCGCUGUGGGAUCCACCACCUCGGCUGCCGUUGGCAGCAUCCUGAGUGAGGAGGGAGUGCCCAUCUCCUCCGGGGGCUUUGGCCUCUCUGGCUUUGGUGGCCGCUACAGUGGCAGAAGGUGCCUGCCCUGCUAAAGCCCACGAGGACGACCAGUGAGCGCAUCGACCAGGAAGCCCGAAGCCAGGUGCCGGACUGAGGACGGAGCUGCUGGCCAGGGUUUCCAGAUGGGCUGAGCACCCUCGUGGCCUCCUGCAGAGCAGAGAGGGAAGCCAGGGUGCCAGCCUGUGCUGUCUGGAAACACGGCCAGCAGACCUCUUCUUCUCCCGCUUUCUUCUCUGCAUCAUGCGUCCUUGUUGUCUCCUGCUGUUCUGUGCCAUGGGUUCAUCCGGAAGCAAGUCAAGAGUGUCCUGUUUCUUCUCCCUCUCUCCAUGCAAGGGAGGAAGACAUGCAUCCCGUUGUGGUGAAGGGGGGUCUGACUGCCAGCUGUCCUUGUGGCAGCCUGGGCCGGAUCCCUUCCUCCAAGUGCUGCUUUGAUUCCUUCUUCAGACUCAUUAAAGUUUUUGCUUCAAUGUAA
Molecule: messenger RNA, 907 nt
Organism: Cygnus olor (mute swan)
Lineage: Eukaryota; Metazoa; Chordata; Aves; Anseriformes; Anatidae
Product: feather beta keratin-like
Exons: 2
Coding region: 171-467 (98 amino acids)
Cellular component (GO): intermediate filament
Molecular function (GO): structural constituent of cytoskeleton
Source: RefSeq, a predicted model, not a curated record